ACCGAUAGGCAAUACAUUAUUUUUGGUUGGCGUAUAAACAAUUUUUUUUUGCAAAAGAUAACAAUUGUUUGAUUUCACGAAUGCAAAUGGAUAAAUUAAAUCAAACUUUAACAGCAGUUAAGAACUUACGCUCAAAUGUGCGCCAGUGCUUUGAGCAUCUGGCCGAUGGCACCGAUGGCGAAGGCGUCGAGGAAAGCCGCAAUAAAUUUGUGCACGAUUUUCAGGAAAGAUUUGGAGCUAUCAACUCGCAAUUACGUGAAGUGGAGCAGCUCAUCAAUGGGUUACAGGUGCCGCCGACAGCCUACCAUUUGGGAAACACCACAUUUCUGGCACAGGAAACAUCGCAGGAACGACAAGCGCUCUACCCUCAGCUGGUAAACAGCUAUAAAUGGAUUGAUAAGGUUCACGAUCAUAGCAUGCUUGCGUUCAACAACCUCAAUCAAAAUACGCUGCGUCGUUCCUACAACUAUUGCUCACAGAAGCGACAGCGCUUGCCCUUCUCCUCCUUCAACAACGAUCCGGAUCACAUUGAUAAGCUGCUGAGUGAUAUUAAUCAUCCGCCGCACACAUCCUAUAAAGUAUUCCAUCCAUUUGGCUCCAACGCUGUGGCCAUCGUCACCAUCAGCAAUGUGCUCAAGGCGGCAAUUGUCUUUAAGGGCGUGCUCAUCGAAUGGGUGACCAUUAAAGGCUACGAUGAGACACUGGAGCACGAUGACCUGUGGGCUGAGUCGCGCUAUGAGGUAUUUCGCAAGGUGCAGGAGCACGCCCAUUCGGCCAUGCUCCACUUCUUCUCGCCCACAUUGCCCGAUCUGGCAGUAAAGAGCUAUGUAACUUGGCUCAACAGUCACAUCAAACUCUUUCUGGAGCCGUGCAAGCGCUGCGGCAAAUAUAUUGCUAAUGGUUUGCCGCCCACGUGGCGCGACUUACGCACGCUCGAGCCGUUCCACGAAGAUUGUCGCAAUAGCUAAAAACUACACAAAUACAUAUGUAUAUAUAUUUAUAACAUAUUGAUAAGCAUAACUUUUAUACUUCAUUU
This is a messenger RNA of Drosophila hydei, 1036 nucleotides long. RefSeq names its product mediator of RNA polymerase II transcription subunit 27 (gene MED27). The coding region runs from base 81 to 968 and encodes 295 amino acids. Gene Ontology annotation, molecular function: transcription coactivator activity. Gene Ontology annotation, cellular component: mediator complex. The transcript is spliced from 3 exons. The record is from RefSeq and is a predicted model, not a curated record. Gene Ontology annotation, biological process: regulation of transcription by RNA polymerase II. Lineage: Eukaryota; Metazoa; Arthropoda; Insecta; Diptera; Drosophilidae.